AUGGCGGCCUCGAUAAUUCAGUUAAUGGGCUUCAUGUUGUCCGCGUUGGGGCUAUUCUUGAUUUCCGCUGCAACAGCAAUGGACAUGUGGAGCUUGCAGGAUCGAUCUUUCACAGUUGUGACAAAUAUUUACACCUAUUCUGGGUUGUGGAACUCGUGUGUAGGGACAGCGUACGGCACAACGCAGUGCAGGCCGUAUUUCACCAUCCUGGGACUGCCAGCUCUGCUGCAGGCUGUGAGGGCCUUGAUGAUCGUUGGUAUUAUCCUCGGAGCCAUCGGCUGCCUGAUCGCCAUAUUUUCAAUGAAGUGCUUGAAAAUGGGGAGCAUGGACGACAACAUCAAAGCCACAAUGACUCUGACAUCUGGGAUCAUGAAUCUUCUCGCAGGGAUCUGUGGCAUUGCCGGGGUGUCGGCCUUUGCGAACUUGGUUGUGCAAAGUUUUCGGUUCACGACGUACGCCGAUGGCGGGUUUAGCAUGGGAGGAGGGGGUAUGGGUGGAGGGGGUAUCGGAGGACUCACAGGAUCUCUGACUCCAAGGUACACUUUUGGUCCCGCUCUUUUUGUGGGGUGGAUUGGCAGCGCCAUCCUGUUCAUUGGAGGUAUCAUGAUGUGUCUGGCCUGCCGCGGAAUGGCCCAGGAAGGAAAGCAACGUUACGACGGGAUGGCCUACAAAGCCGCCUCUCACCACACUAUCUACAAGACCGACCCCAGAUCCCGUCCAGCCCACCUUGACUCCUACAAGGCCCAGAGUCAGGAAGGAAGGAUGUCCAACCAGAGAUUUGACUAUGUGUAG
This is a messenger RNA of Cyclopterus lumpus (lumpfish), 792 nucleotides long. RefSeq names its product claudin-18-like. The transcript is spliced from 5 exons. Bases 1 to 792 code for a protein of 263 amino acids. Lineage: Eukaryota; Metazoa; Chordata; Actinopteri; Perciformes; Cyclopteridae. The record is from RefSeq and is a predicted model, not a curated record. Gene Ontology annotation, biological process: cell adhesion; bicellular tight junction assembly. Gene Ontology annotation, molecular function: structural molecule activity. Gene Ontology annotation, cellular component: plasma membrane; bicellular tight junction.